This is a messenger RNA of Megalobrama amblycephala (Wuchang bream), 4615 nucleotides long. RefSeq names its product zinc finger DHHC-type palmitoyltransferase 5b (gene zdhhc5b). The transcript is spliced from 12 exons. The record is from RefSeq and is a predicted model, not a curated record. Gene Ontology annotation, molecular function: palmitoyltransferase activity. Gene Ontology annotation, biological process: protein palmitoylation. The coding region runs from base 1501 to 3477 and encodes 658 amino acids. Lineage: Eukaryota; Metazoa; Chordata; Actinopteri; Cypriniformes; Xenocyprididae.
UCUUCCGGAUCUCAGUUUGGGUGUCCUAUACCUGUCCUUAAAUGAUGCUGGUGCCGAAGAAGAUGAUGAUGCCUUGUUAAGAGUUUUAUUUUUGGCUUAUCAGACUCUACAUCGGAUAAACGACUUGGGGAGUUUUCAGCCCCGGGCAUAUACAGAUCAAAAGCCGUUUCGCCGGCCGUAGAAAGACACUGAGAUUAAGGGAGAGAGAGUAUAGAGAGAGCUGAAGCUCCUCUUCCAUCAGAUAAUACCGCUGCCCCGGGACCGGGAUGUAGAAGAGAAACCGAGUCUCUAAAUCACAGGAUGUGUGAUUAAAUGCCUGCCAUUUAAAGUACGUAAACAGUGGAUAUAUCCGACACAGAAAACCGAUCAGGCUUGUAAAGGAAUCAAAAAGGAGCAGGGCGGCAUUCUAGACUCAUCAGUCUCAUCUAUGUGAGAAAAGAAAGGCCUCAUGGGACACUAUGCAGGAGUAAAAUGGUUUUGCACACUCAUGUGUCACCACGAAUUGGAGUUUUCAACCCUGGACAUAUACGGAUUGGGUGCAAUUGCUAUGGUGGACACGCACUCAGCAGUGGGUGUUCCUUUUUUGCAUAUGGACCUCUGAAAAACAACUCUGCCACGUUAUCAUGUGGAUAUCUAAACUUGCAAGAUUCAUGUGAUUGUGACCUGGGAAACUGUGUUUUUCUGCUCACUUUUCGGCCAGUUUGUUUCUUAUCAAAGUGUGAGCAUAGAUCACCCCAGAAGAGUGGAGAAUGAGCUCUCAUUUAGGGCACAAGAUAUCAAGAGCUCUGUUUUAUAUUUUGUUCUAGUAAUUACGAUCUUUUCUUAGACGGACUGUUCCAGGGGGAAUCCAGACUCCCAUUGAGAUUGUAAAAAGAAAGUCAUUUUUUUUUUUGUCUUGUAGUUUCUUUUUUUUCCUCAUACUUUGUUUCACUGUAUACCUCCUACCAAAACCUUUUUUUUCUUCCUGUAGCCUGACGUUGUACAUGCACUCAUCUGCUGUGAUGCUUUGAGAGAUAUGACAUUGGUCUCUAAGCGAUACUGUAUGAAUGCCUGAACUCAAACUGCUGCUUCCUUUGAGCUCUUUUUAGUGUAACAUGGGGCUUACCAGAGAUUUGCACUAAAAGAGCUUUGCUGUCACUUGAUUUUCCUUUUAUUGACCAAAUCUUGUUACAUUCAAGCCAUAUGAACUUAUUUUUGAUGAAACUAGAGCUAUUUUUGUAUUACAGUAGUAAGUCAUAGUAUCACAAAUUAUGCGUAUAUGAAUUUAGUCUAUUUUUUAUGUAUCAGCACAGACAUAUACAAAAAGCAUCUGCACUAUUUUACAUUAACGUUUGAUUUAGGAAAGACAUGCACCUUGAUUUGUGAGAACAUAAUUCUAUUUCAGUUUCACUAAAGUUAUUGUUACGGCCAUGGCUACACACCAUCCUCACUCAGGUGGGAGACAAGCUUCCUUCUCUCUCUGACGGCUUCCCCUGUUCCCCAGUUUUUUUACUCCUCCAAAUGCCUGUGGGUCUCAGUGUGGGCGGGGCUCUCGGAGACCCCUCCCCAUCCCGCCCAUUCCGCCCCAGUCGCUAUGUGCCUGUGUCCGCAGCAACCGCCUUCCUCGUGGGGGCCACAACGCUGUUUCUCUGUUUCACGUGUCCGUGGCUGUCAGACCGGUUCUCCUCCUCCAUUCCACUCUAUAAUGCUGUGGUCUUCCUCUUCACACUGGCCAAUUUCUGUAUGGCCACAUUCAUGGACCCUGGCAUCUUUCCUAGAGCUGAGGAAGAUGAGGAUAAAGAGGAUGAUUUCCGUGCUCCACUUUAUAAGACGGUGGAGGUGAGGGGCAUUCAGGUGCGGAUGAAAUGGUGCUCCACGUGUCGCUUUUACAGACCACCGCGCUGUUCACACUGCUCCGUGUGUGACAACUGUGUGGAGGAGUUUGACCAUCACUGCCCAUGGGUGAACAACUGCAUUGGGAGGCGGAACUAUCGUUAUUUCUUUCUGUUCCUGCUCUCGCUCACUAUUCACAUUAUGGAUGUGUUUGGCUUCAGUCUGCUAUACAUCCUCCAUCACACAAAACAACUGGACCAGAUCCACUCUGGAGUCACUAUGGCAGUGAUGUGUGUAGCUGGUCUGUUUUUUGUCCCGGUUGCGGGACUCACUGGGUUCCAUGUUGUGCUUGUAGCCAGAGGGAGAACGACCAAUGAACAGGUGACCGGGAAGUUCAGAGGCGGUGUUAACCCCUUCACACACGGAUGUUUGAAAAACAUUGCACAUGUGCUGUGUAGUUCACAGGCUCCCAGGUAUCUUGGUCGCUUACGAAAGCCUCAUUCUGUUCAGGUCCAGCCACCAUUUUUGCGGCCACCUCUAUCUGAAGCCCAACUUGCAGCUAAAGUCCUGGAUAAUGGCGUCCAGCAGUCUAAAAGUAGUCUGGAGAUAAUGGAGAGUCAGUCCACUGAUGCUGAUCCCCCUCCACCACCAAAACCAGAGCACAGAUACCCUGGGUUGCCUCACACACAAAAUGAAGAGUGCAGCUUGCUGACUGAGGCUCCACCCACACCUUCAUUGUAUAAAUAUAGGCCGGCCUACAGCAGCCCAGGAAAAAACCACACGGCCUCCACACAUUCCAGCAAGAUGAGUCGAGGGAACAGUAUGACCGAAUCUCCCUCUGUCCCCGUCACCACUGGGCAGCCCAGCUACCGCUCAGACCCCAGUUUGUCAAGCCGAGGGGGUGCAGGGUGCCGUGGGGGAGGGGAGGGGGGUAGAGCAGGCUCGGUGGGGCUGGGUGGGGCCUCUGCGUUUGGCGGGCGAUCUUACCCUUCUUUUACCGACACCCUCCUCCAAUCAGCAGCAGCCUCUUGCUCCUCAAGCCUCCGCUCUGCCCAGACGGCCCACAAUGCCCUUGGGCCCCUCAUCUCUGAGGGUACAACCUCCACUAGCUACAAAAGUUUAGCCAAUCAGACGCGCAACGGCAGCUUGUCAUACGAAAGCCUGCUGACGCCGUCCGAAAGUCCAGAGUUUGAGUCUGCUGCUCAUGAGCUGUCCCCGCCCAGACCGCACCCUCCGCACUCUCUUAGCACAGCACCGGGGCCCCCGCCUAUUUUGGGGUACACGUCCCCUUUCCUGUCUGCUCAGCAGAGGGAGGGCUCUCUCCAGGCCUGCCCUGCCCCCCUAAGACCCUCCCCCAACAGAGCUUUCCUGCGCCCAACAAGCUCACCCCCUUCUCGAGCUCCACCCCUUUCUCCUCGCGCUCGCUCGUUGGGCUCCCCUCCUCCUGGCCCCGCCCCUGGCCAUACACCUCUGGGCAAAUCACUGUCCUACGGAGGUGGCGCCGAAUUACAGCACCGCCCCUCUACCUCAGGGGGCGGGACUCCGAUGCAGAACUCGACUUUUAAACAAAACUUGGCCAAUCAUAACACCCACUCACACAAACCUGCAGGAGGGGUGAAGAAAGUGACUGGUGUUGGAGGAACAACCUAUGAGAUUUCAGUAUGAACGAGAAAGAAUCAGGAUUCACUCGGCAGUUUUUGCCCUCUGAGCCUAGAUUGGAAGGAUGUAAAGCUGCUCAACCACACAUGCAAAAAAGCAUACAAAAGACUACAAACACAAAACGUAAGUGUUUCCCAGUCAAACUUCAACAGUCACUGUGGAGGACGUACACUGAGAACAUGGACCAGUGAAGACGAGUCUUACAGCGUUUUGUUUUCUGAAUAUCAAUAUGGUACACAAAUAACACAGACUUUCAUAGUUAUUUAAAGAAUCAUUUGGUACUUCAGUGUAUUACCUACCGAUUUUUACGCAAGACUGUCCAAUGAUCAAUGGACAUUCAGCCUUAGUAGGCGGGACCAUGUGAGACACACUGCUGUCUUAUCCAGAAUGACGUCAACAGAAACCACAAACCUCUCAGCAGUCAGCCAAUAAGCAUUUAAAACAUUUACAACAUGAAUCACUGUUAAGUCUUGCAGAUUCCGGUGUGUUUCAAACCCUUAAAGGGACAGUUCACCUAAAAAUGAAAAUUCUGUCAUCAUUUAACAACCUUGUGUUGUUUCAAACCAGUUUGAAACCGCUUUUCCACUGCGUGGUACGACUUGGCAUGGCUUGCUUUACUUUUGGUUUGCUUUUCCACUGCAGUUUAGUUACUGCUUCAAAGUGGGUGGGAUUAUAGACUGAGCAUUAUAGUUGCGCCGCCUCUACUGCCGUGGAUCCGCUCCUCGGCUACCAAUGAGAAAACCGUCUGCACGUUGUCUACUGACCGCGAUACCAAGUCGGUACUGAAAUUUUUAAAGAACGUGAUGCUUUGAGCGCUGUUGAGCGGAUUCGUAAACACCUCUGAUUGGCCAUUGUGUUCUCGUUGCUCAUCAGAUAUGUCUGUGAUUGGCUACAUUGAUCAACGCUUCAAAAACAUGUUGUAAAUAGUCAUCAGUGGGCCUGUUUACACCUGGUCACUUCAUGCGUUUUCACUGAUCGGAUAGCUAUCCGAUUGUGAAAAGACCAGGGCUGCGUUCCGCUCCAGUUUUAGACACGCACUCGCGAACUUCCCUACACACUUCCCCUCGGGGGAAUCCCUGCCGCCAAUUUGAAGUGCGUUCCACUUCGUGAAGUGGACGAGGGAAGUUUAUAUGGACAGACCCUC